This is a messenger RNA of Agrilus planipennis (emerald ash borer), 1628 nucleotides long. RefSeq names its product MAP kinase-activated protein kinase 2 (gene MAPk-Ak2). Gene Ontology annotation, cellular component: nucleus; cytoplasm. Bases 231 to 1298 code for a protein of 355 amino acids. Gene Ontology annotation, biological process: protein autophosphorylation; peptidyl-serine phosphorylation; intracellular signal transduction. NCBI's taxonomy places the organism in Eukaryota, Metazoa, Arthropoda, Insecta, Coleoptera, Buprestidae. Gene Ontology annotation, molecular function: mitogen-activated protein kinase binding; calcium-dependent protein serine/threonine kinase activity; calcium/calmodulin-dependent protein kinase activity. The transcript has 7 exons. The record is from RefSeq and is a predicted model, not a curated record.
AUGUGUAGGGUUUUAAGCGGCAUUUACUAAUUAGUUACAUGGUAGUUAUGAACAAAUAACUGCCAAUAUACUAUUGAAACUGUAAGUAAAUAGUAAACUAGUCAACGACAAGAUUACAUUUUCUUGAGGUUAUGUUGCAUUUAGUAGUAAUUGCUGUGUACCACAUUUCUUCCUUUGAUUUGGUAGUUAUUAAAAAAAAUAUUUUAUAAAACCCGUAAUUUUAUAAUAAAAUGAGUGUCAUGAAAAAUAUACGCACUCCAAAAACUACGCCAAUUGUUAAUGAUUAUGAAAUUACAAGCACUGUCUUAGGACUUGGAAUUAACGGAAAAGUCGUAGAAUGUUUUUCCAAACAAACAAGAGAAAAAUUUGCAUUGAAGGUUUUACACGAUUCACUAAAAGCCAGAAGAGAAGUGGACUUGCAUUGGAAAGUAAGUGGAUGUCGGCAUAUAGUAAACAUUAUAGAUGUAUAUGAAAAUACCUACAAUGGAAUGAAAUGCUUGCUUGUUGUUAUGGAAUGUAUGGAAGGAGGAGAACUUUUUCAAAGAAUUCAAGACCACCAAGAAGGUGCAUUUACAGAAAGAGAAGCUGCCCAAAUAAUGCAUGAAAUAUGUAUUGCUGUUAAAUAUCUUCAUGAUAAUAAUAUUGCACAUCGUGAUUUAAAACCAGAAAAUUUGUUGUAUACUAAACAAGGAAGAAACGGUAUUUUAAAAUUGACAGACUUUGGUUUUGCAAAAGAAACAUUAUCUAAUGAUACAUUACAAACACCUUGUUAUACCCCAUAUUAUGUAGCUCCAGAAGUUCUUGGACCAGAGAAAUAUGAUAAGAGCUGUGAUAUAUGGUCUUUAGGAGUUAUUAUGUAUAUAUUAUUGUGUGGUUUUCCACCGUUUUAUAGUAAUCAUGGCCUUGCAAUUUCGCCAGGAAUGAAAAAAAGGAUUAGAAUGGGUCAGUAUAACUUCCCUAAUCCCGAAUGGCAAAACGUCAGCAAAGAUGCUAAGGAAUUAAUAAACGGAAUGCUAAAUAUUGACCCAGCGAAAAGGCUAACCAUUGAUCAAGUUAUGCGCAAUUGUUGGAUAGCACAAUAUACUGCUGUGCCACAGACACCACUUCAUACUAACCGCAUGCUUAAAGAAGGUGAAGAAAUCUGGCCUGAAGUUCAAGAAGAAAUGACAAGGUCACUAGCAACCAUGCGUGUAGAUUAUGAUCAGGUACAUAUUAAAACACUAGAUAACUCCAACAAUCCUCUUCUUAAUAAAAGGCGUCGUAAAACAGCAAUUCAGGUACAAUCGAAAGAACAAUAGCUUCCAAUAAUUUAAUAUAAUGAUGUUUGUUGCUAACUGGAAAGUAUCCAGAAUAAGUACAGUAUAUUCACAUGUAAGAUGAAUUUAUAACAUAAUCUUGUUAAACUGUAAUUGCAAUUGCGAAGUCAGUUAGCGAAAAUUUAGUAAUAAAUGUUGACGCAAAUUGUUAUAUUUUUGUAAAAUAUAUAUAUAUGAUGUCAACAACGUUUUAACGAAUCUGCAAAGUACUUCUACAUUAAUCUUAGUAACGACCGAGGCGAAUGACGUGUAAUUGAUAUAUGUGUGGUUUUAAACAACCACGAAUUAAACAAUAAAUAUUUUUUUUCUUUA